AAUUUAAACAAACAUUCAUUCAAAAAUUCAGUCUCAAAAUCAUCUCUCUCCCUUCUUGCUCUCAGUUGAAGUCAAUUCUUGGAAUCAUGUCUGAAAUAGGAACAUCUUCUGUACAGUCAUCCCCUGAACAAGAAGAUCCACCCCAACCACAUAAUGGCAUAGAUUGCGGUACUGCAGCUGGAUGUGCAAACUGUGACUGCCAAUUGUUCUACCAAUCCUGUGUGCGGAAGCGCUUACCUGUGGAGUUUAAUGAACUUGGGCAGCCCAUUGGAGCAAAUGGAAGGAUACUGGCUCGAUCAAUAGGGGACAUCUCACGCAAUGGGAAGUUUGCACCCAUCUCCUACAUUCAUUGGAAAAUGGUGCCAGAUCAAAAGAAGGAAGAUAUGUUGAAGGUCAUAGGGGAGAGGUUUGAAUUCAAUGCAGAUAAAGGCAGAACAUGGAUCCUUGAAAGGCUAGGCCACUGUUGGAGGGAUUGGACGGCACAUUUGAAAGCGAGGUAUAUCGAUCCCUAUGACACUUAUGAGGAGAAAUUAGCAGCCUAUGACAAGAUAGUCAUUCCUGGUCUGAAACGACCUCGCCUGCGCUGUAAUAGCUCAGAGUGUCUGUUUGCAAAAGGUACUGAGGAUGUCACUCCUGAUCAGGAACUCAUCCAGCAGCCCAGUAGCCCAGAGGGUGUUAGCACUGGACAACCUACCAAUACUGAGGCCAUGACAGAGGCUGAGGCGGGGAAUCAGAGAUUAGAUGCAGAAAGCUUUGAGGGCAUGAUGGAACAACUGGAAGGCAUUGCGGCUGACUUAGAAGCGACGAAAGACAAAUUGGUAACUGCAGGAAGCCCAAUGAGUGAAUUGGCUAAAGUAGAAGAAAUGCUAAACCAGGUUGAAGGAAUGAAAAAGAGAAUGGUAAGUAGAAGAGGCGAUAUGAACACACUGGCUAACAUCAACCAUGGAGAUGUUAAAGAAGGAGGAGCUUCUAGCUGCACUCAAACAGAUGCUACAGAUGAAAGACAGCAACAAGGUUGAUGGUUUGUUAUUUUUUAUGUACUUUGCAAAUUUGGAUUUUUCUUGAAAUUGGAUUUAUGGGUUCAAAUUAAUGUUCUGAUUUCUUACUUUUUAGGGUUUUGAUUGUGGGCAAAAUCUUAGGAGCUGACUUGAAUCUAGGGUUUCAACAUGGGAUUUUAGCUUAAAUGGAGGAACUGUUGUUUGCCACUUGAAUUUUUUAGGGUUGUGUUUGAUCUAGGGUUUGAAUUUUGAAUUAAGGCUCUUAUUUAUUAAA
Messenger RNA from Vitis riparia (riverbank grape), 1272 nucleotides. RefSeq lists its product as uncharacterized. The transcript is spliced from 4 exons. Bases 87 to 1019 code for a protein of 310 amino acids. Lineage: Eukaryota; Viridiplantae; Streptophyta; Magnoliopsida; Vitales; Vitaceae. The record is from RefSeq and is a predicted model, not a curated record.